AGCUGAGGAGACUUUCUGAACUCCAGCGGGUGAUCUGAGGAGUAAACCAAACUAAAGUGAAGUAAACUCCAGCGUGUGUUCGGAGAGUGUGUGUCAGUGUGAGUGUGCGAGAAUCUCCGGGAUGAGUGUGUGAGUGGUCCUCGGGUCAGUGGUGUCCGCUGAUGGAGCCCGGAGCCCCGCUCCUCCUGCAGCCGCUCCGCAGCUCCUGCAUCCCCGCGGGCCCGGAUGGCUGAAGCGGCGGGCGGGAUUUACUCCACUGUACCGUACUCUACCCUACAUUACGCGGGAUAUGACCAGUGAAUGACGAUGAGGAUGAUGAUGAUGGUCAGCUGGAGCGCUUUUCUACAGAUCUGCUGGCUACUGAUGGUGAGAGCAAACCAGCUGAACCCCGGAGAGCCGAGCGGCUGCCGGACCAACACUCCACAGAGUGAUCUGAACUCCUUCCUGUGGACGAUCAAGCAGGACCCUCCGUCAUAUCUGUACGGCACCAUCCACGUCCCGUACACCCGCGUCUGGGACUUCAUCCCGCAGAACUCCAAGCAGGCGUUCCAGGAGAGCAGCGUGGUGUACUUUGAGCUGGAUCUGACGGACCCAUCCACUAUCUCAGCUCUGUCCCGCUGCCAGCUGCUGCCGGCGGGCCAGAACCUGCAGGACGUGCUGCCUCCAGAACUCUACCUGCGCCUCAAGACACACCUGGAGUACGUCAGACUCAUGCUGCCCUCCUGGAUGACCCCUGAUCAACGGGGAAAGGGUCUGUACGCUGAAUACCUGUUCAACGCCAUCGCCGGGAACUGGGAGCGCAAGCGUCCGGUGUGGGUGAUGCUGAUGGUGAACUCGCUGACAGAGGCCGAUAUAAAGACCCGCGGGGUUCCGGUGCUGGACCUGUACCUGGCCCAGGAGGCAGAGCGCAUGAAGAAGCAGACCGGAGCCGUGGAGAAGGUGGAGGAGCAGUGCAGUCCGCUAAACACACUCGACUUCUCUCAGGUGAUCUUCGCUCUGAAUCAGACACUGCUGCAGCAGGAGAGUGUGCGGGCCGGCAGUCUGCAGGUGCCCUACACCACUGAACACCUGAUCACACACUACAACUGUGGAGAUCUGCACUCCAUCAUCAGCCACGACAACACACAGGUGCCAAACUUCAACAACGUGACUCUGCGUCCCAGUGAUCAGGUGACAGCGCAGCAGAUCGACAGCUACUUCAGACGUGAGCUGAUCUACAAGCGUAAUGAGCGCAUGGGCCGCCGCGUCACAGCCCUGCUGCAGGAACAGCCACAGAAAACAUUCUUCUUCGCAUUCGGAGCAGGGCAUUUUCUGGGGAAUAACUCUGUGAUUGACGUCCUGCGGAGAGAGGGAUAUGAGGUGGAACACACACCUGCUGGACAACCACUGCACAGACGGUCGGGCUGGAGGUCUGCAGAUCCCACAGACACAGAGCUGCAGCCAUUCCUCCACCACAGCAGGCAUCAUGAGCUGCAGCUUCUGGAGGGUCUGGAGCUGUUGGAGAAGGUGGAGCACAAGCUGAAGAAGAAGCACCGCAGAAACAAACUCAAGAAACAGCGGCAGUUCAACGACCUGUGGUGCGCAUGGAGAGGUGCUGUGACGUCUGAGGCUCCACCCCCUCUCAUCCGCAUUAUCAACGGUUACAUCACUGUCCAGACACACCCACAGGAGCAUGAGAGUGCCAAUCACGACAGGACGUUUUCAGGCUCCUCCUCCUCCCAGACAGGCCCCGCCCUCAGCGUGCUGGCUGUGUGUGUUCAGAUGCUCCGACUGCUGCUGUAAUGAACAGAUCCUGAUAAACUCUGCAAACCAGCGCGCACUCAUGACCUCAUUUCCUGAAGAGUCACUUCCUGUACAUAGCAGAUGUGUAUUAUAGAUGCCUUUAGGAG
Danio aesculapii is the source of this 1889-nucleotide messenger RNA. RefSeq names its product TraB domain containing 2A (gene trabd2a). Gene Ontology annotation, cellular component: membrane. Gene Ontology annotation, molecular function: metalloendopeptidase activity. The transcript has 7 exons. Gene Ontology annotation, biological process: negative regulation of Wnt signaling pathway. The record is from RefSeq and is a predicted model, not a curated record. NCBI's taxonomy places the organism in Eukaryota, Metazoa, Chordata, Actinopteri, Cypriniformes, Danionidae. Bases 301 to 1782 code for a protein of 493 amino acids.